CUCAAGGAUCGCACUCAAUCCCACACACCGCUCAAGGGAAGGCGGCGGGACUGUCCUACCUUGCUGCAUAAGAAAAGACUGAAUGGUUGAUCGAUUGAUUGAGCUAUGUAUUAAUGGCGCCGCAGCUGCAACGGUCAUAUGGCGCCAAGCAAGGUGCGACAGGAACAUAGCAACAGUGAAUCACGUGAAUUGUUAAAAAAGUGAGAGGAGAGUGAACGAUGGGCGAUGAAUACAGUGAAUUUAUUACCAAAAACACCUAGAUAUCCCUUCGAAAGUGUGUUAAUGCGUAAUGAUGAACGAGAAAAAAAUAAUACCGUGAGCUGUUUGUUAGUGUCGUUCCUUUCGUGUUUAUUUUCGUUCAGUGCUGAUUGUAUUUUUGGUGUUUGACUAAGGAUGACGUGAAACAAUAUCCUCGUGUGACGGUGAGGGAAGAAUAGAAGAACUUUCCUGAAGCACAAAACGAACGAAAGGAAAGAACGAAAAUGAAGAUCAGUGACGAGACCGUGAUGAGUGAAUGAGUGACUACCUGUACUAUACUGUGCCUGCUUACACGUGUUAAGGAGUGAAGUAUGAGGCAGGACCCGCAGCGGCCUCACCACCCCUCGCAUGUUUCUCCGAAGAGCAGCAGUGAGGUUCAUGGCCAAAGGUGGCAGCAAACAGAAAAGAUCAGUAAGAUUCUCAGUCUUACGACCUCCAUACACCUACCUCCGCUACACCCCAGGUCUUGUCGGCAUGACAGGACUGGAGGGAGCAGAGAACCACCGCUCCCGGAGGCGGGGUGGCCGACGGCUGGGCCAGAUCAUUGUUCACUGCAUCCGAACCUUCACCCUCAUCAUUACCUACUACGCAUGUUCCAUUGGUCUCACUUUUUAUCAAAAGAGGUUAUUUAAGGACUUCAAGUUUCCACUCACAGUAGUCAUCGUGCACCUAUUUAUGAAGUUUUUGUUGGCGGGGCUGUGCCGGGCGAUCUACACCCUGGUGACGGGCGUGCCGAGGGUCAUGCUCGCCUGGGAUGUAUACUGGAGGAAGGUGUUGCCUCCAGGGGCUGCUGCAGGCCUUGACAUUGGCCUCUCUCAGUGGUCUUUGGAGUUUAUAACAGUGGCAUUGUACACAAUGUCUAAAUCCACUGCACUAUUAUUUAUUUUGGUGUUUGCGAUAAUCUUCAAACUAGAAGAAAUGAGUUGCUCAGUGGUGGUGCUGGUGGUGCUAAUCGCAGGAGGACUCUUUCUCUUCACCUACAAGUACACACAAUUCAACCUGUUUGGUUUUAUCCUAGUCAUCACAGCCUCUUUGUUAAGUGGCCUGCGGUGGACACUUUCCCAGCUGGUGAUGCAGAAGGCCGAGCUUGGCCUGAGCAACCCCAUCGACAUGGUGUACCACAUUCAGCCCUGGAUGACAGUAGCACUGCUCCCUUUGGCUGUGGUCAUGGAAGGCACUGCAAUAGCAGCCAGUGAGUACGGCUUCAGGUUCACAGACUCAGUGGACGCCAUGCACAUGUGGAGCAGAGUCAUGUUUGGCGCCGUCCUGGCCUUCUUCAUGGAGGUGUCUGAGUACCUGGUAGUUUGCUUCACCUCAUCCCUCACUUUCUCAAUCGCUGGGGUGGGCAAAGAGAUCAUGACACUCUCCUUGGCUGUAUAUAUCGACAAUGAACACCUGUCCUACAUUAAUUUAGCGGGUCUGAUGCUGUGUCUCAUCGGCAUCACUCUGCACGUGGUGAUGAAGGCCAUCCACCCCCCCAAGACCUCGCACCACACCCAUGCCCCGCUCUCCCCCACCGACUCCCACCAGAAGGUUCCCCUGCUAUCGGACACGGACGGGGAGGAGCACGAGCUCUUUAGCCGGUAGUGGGAGGGAAGGAAAGGAGGUGGGUUAGUGUAUAAACUUGUUACUAUGCUUGUUGUUUAUUGUUUGUGUCUGUCGUGGUUUCCUCAGCGGUUAUUUUGUACGUGUGCGAGUUCCCCUUUGUGAGCGUCAUUGUUGUGAGUGUGUGUGUGUGUGACUGCAAUAUCUAUUUUUGUGAUAUUUAUAAGUGACAUUGUACAUUUAAAACACCAUACAGCUAGUGUUCAGGAUUUUUUGUGUAUAUAUUUGGUUUUGGGAGUAAUGAGGUGCAAAUGUUUGAUACAGUGGAAUGGUGAGGUUCUAUAUAAUGUUUCAUAUAUUUUAUAUUACGAUGAAAUAUUUCCUAAUAAAAUUCAAAAUGUAACUGCUAGUCAUCUUUCAUAUUUUGACUGAGUAGCUUCAUUUCAUUUCUUUCCAAUCCUUCACAUAUAAGAGCAAUACCACAAGUAUUAAAAGAAACUGUGGCAAUGCCUAAAAGUAGUGAGCCAAAUUUAUGGCAUAUGCAUAAUUGUUAGAGUACAGACUUUCAUAACCACUUUUCUUCAUGUUUUGGCAAAACUUUGAACAAAUUUUCUUGUGGCAUACACUGUUACAAAGUAGGCUGGUACUCCUUGUCCCAUUGUAUUUCUAUUAUUUUUCCCUAUAUGCAGACCCUAAUGUGCUUAUAGCUGAAAGCUAUCUUGAAGGGUACUAUAGUCCAUUCACUCAAGUUGGAUUGAUUCCUGCCCUGGCUGGUUAAGACAUUGCUGAUUGGCUGUUGGCAGGCUGGGGGGUGUCUGACAUCUCCGUGACCCAACACCCUCACAAAGAUUAAAAAAAUAUUCAUAUUUCUUACUUAGUUCAUCUGUUUCACAAAAUUGGCAAAAGUAAUUACAGUGGGUAUAAGCCAAGGAAUAAUAUUUAUUGGAUAUACAGUAGACCCUUCAUUUAGCACAUUUCUACUUAAGAAUUCCCUUAUAGCGCAAGACCUAAAUUUAGGACACAUUUUCCAUAUAACACAUUUCCCCUCAGUAUAACACAAAUUAUAUUUGGGGCAUAAUAAAAAACACUGUGCAGCAGUGAGGCCUGUCAGUUAAAAAAAACAGGAACAAGCUAAUUUACUGUCUUCUGCUUGCAGGAACAGCACUAGUGGCUUAUUUUGUACCUCUUUAAUCUAUCCCUUGAGGUUACUUCACAACAAAAAAAAGUUCCAUCAGUCUCAAAUUGAUAAGUCUCAUUGAAAUAACACCUCCUUUUAGUGCCAAUUUUAUUUAAUGUGAAUUUCUUUGAUACCUAUCUCAUGUCAAAUGGAGGGUCUACAGUACCACUUCUUACAAAACUUAUUUUUCUGAAUUAUACUCCCCAUAAUCAGUUAAUUUUUUUUACCAUAAUGAGCUAUACAAUCACUUUAAUCCAAUGAAGAAAACAAAAUUUUCUGAACCUACACGUGUGUGUUGGGCGACAGGAACAUCAGACACCCUGCACACCAACAGCCAAUUAGCAGCAGCCUUACCUACCUGUCUAGGAGUUUGGGAUCCAGUCUAAAAGAAUGGACUAUAGUGGUCAGCCCAAGCUAAUUGUCACUACACAGCCAUAUUCUUUAUGGUGACAAUGAUAUGAUUAUUUGAUAAUAUUGAUAAUAACAGAUGUCUUCUGAUGGGUUGUAAGUGGAAUGAGCAAUGCCAUAGAAGUACCUGCUCCAUGCUAUCAAGUCAAGGCCAGUUGCAUCAUGCAUUUGUCAUGCUCCUAGCCAUUCCCGCCUUGACAGAUUUUUAUUUAGAGACAACCCUUCCUGCUGCAAGGAAUCAAGUGAUCAUUACAGGUUGUGUUCAAAAUUGGGAAUCAGAAGACCCCAAAUAAUAAAGUCACCAAUGAGCUCCCAUUUCCGUGAUGGUGAAUACUCAGACAAGGUCACUGAGAAAGCCCUAAAUGUAGCAAUAAGGUCAAGUGUUGCCCUUAUACUAUUACUUCUGUAUUCCAUCAGUCUUGCCAGUUUAUCAUCAAAAGACAUGUAUCCUGGCUACAAGAAUUAGGAUAUCAUGGUGAUGAUGAAAAUGAUAGUGUGUGUGUGCUAUUAGCCUUGAUCAGGUGUGGAACAAUACCAACGCCAGGGCUUUAUAGCAUCAAGGAACCAACAAGAACACUUAGUCACACAUUAUUUUUAAGUUUCAACUGUGUGUUUUUUCAUCCUCUUUCCUUUAUGGAUUUUUACCACCUGUGCCAUGACAAGAAAAUACAAAGAGGACUGUAGUUAUGAAUAUCUGAUUCUGUAUUUGAAACCUGUGAAGAUUCUUCCGUUAAACCUAAGUUACUUCCGAUAAAACAGCAAAACUUCCCCUUUACGUAACUCCAUCGCUUCUCCCUUCUAUCAUGACCCUCAAAUGCCAAGUGGCAUGUAAAGUGCAUAUUGACACUAAAAAGCAAAAUAUACAUGUAUGAGCAGUAUUAUUCCAGGUAAUCAAUGAGUUGAGUGUCUGCUACUUUAGUUAUGUCAGAUGACAAAGCAAACCGUGUGUCACUCAUGAAUGCCAUGGCAAGGGUAUGCGUAUUGAUUCAUACAACUUGACUUCCUCCCAGACAGGCUCACUGCCUUCAGCCAAACACUGUCUUCCCAUAUGUGCUCAGAGAUUAUUACUAUAGUGUGAAGUUUUAUGACAGCUUUUUAUUAUUAUCAUAGCAGCUAGUUAUUUUCAUAUUUGUUUUGCAUUUGCUCUGUUUCUAAGAAGGGAACUUUGAUUUUGACAGAUCUAUAAGAGAUGAACAUGUGAAUAUUUUAGUUCUUUUUAUUCACCAUUAUUUUCCAUUUUCACUGGUCUAUUGUAUGAUCACAAUUCAUAAAAUAUCUUAUUACCAAGAAACAGUUUAUAAACUUUGGUUUUCCCUGUUUAUACAGUUUACUAUACAUUCUGCAAGAAGCAAGCACAAAAUAAUACUUUCUGUUGUAUCCCAUGUAAUACUGUACAAGCAUACUGUAUGUCAGAACAUGACAAAAGAAUCAAGAAAGUAAGGAAUUUUUACUGGCUGUUUAGCUUGAAAAACAGUUAGCAGUGACUUUACUUGUAUCACUUAAAAUCCACAUCAUUCCACCAUUCACCAUUGGGACCAAGCCUGGGGCUCAAACAGCAGGCAGACACUACCAGUGGACCAUAUGUAUUGUUUUUGGUUUCUGCCCUUCCCCAACUGCCCAGCUUUCUACUUAGUGUUGCUGCUAAUGAAUGAACAUUCCUGACCUGUACCACCCAUAUCUAUCUCAGUCUGUAACAUUCCUCAGUGUACAUCAGUAUGCAUAAUAUUUUUAUCAUGAUAAUUUCCAAUAUCUAUAGAUCUAUAGAUCUUCAUUCACAUUUCUUAUUAUUUGAAAGGUGUCAAAUUGAGUGCAUUUUCUGUAUAUUUUGUAUAUUGAACUUCAAUUUCAAAACAAAAGGACCGAAGUGUACAAGAAACUCUAAUACUAGUCUUAACACCAUACAAA
Molecule: messenger RNA, 5293 nt
Organism: Eriocheir sinensis (Chinese mitten crab)
Lineage: Eukaryota; Metazoa; Arthropoda; Malacostraca; Decapoda; Varunidae
Product: solute carrier family 35 member C2-like
Exons: 11
Coding region: 607-1845 (412 amino acids)
Biological process (GO): UDP-glucose transmembrane transport
Cellular component (GO): endoplasmic reticulum-Golgi intermediate compartment; cis-Golgi network; Golgi apparatus
Molecular function (GO): antiporter activity
Source: RefSeq, a predicted model, not a curated record